This is a messenger RNA of Magallana angulata, 1200 nucleotides long. Its product is annotated as pyridoxal 5'-phosphate synthase subunit SNZERR-like. Bases 118 to 1107 code for a protein of 329 amino acids. The record is from RefSeq and is a predicted model, not a curated record. The transcript has 8 exons. Lineage: Eukaryota; Metazoa; Mollusca; Bivalvia; Ostreida; Ostreidae. Gene Ontology annotation, biological process: amino acid metabolic process; pyridoxine biosynthetic process; pyridoxal 5'-phosphate biosynthetic process. Gene Ontology annotation, molecular function: amine-lyase activity.
CACACGGCCCUAGCCUUUCAAGUUUUAUUUUAACAACUAGAAACCAGUUCCAGGCAGGUUUUAGCGUUCUAUAGGUGAUUACACCGACCGCAGCCUUAGUCCAUAUAGUGCAUCAUCAUGAACGGUGUUUCUAACGGUAAUGACCUCGAUGUCACCAACCUCAAACUACAAGAUGUCGCCAAAGUACAGCAAACAGGCACUUUCAAAGUCAAGGCGGGUCUGGCUCAGAUGGCAAAAGGCGGAAUAAUCAUGGAUGUUACAACAUCGCAAGAAGCCCGCAUUGCCGAGGAGGCAGGGGCAUGCGCAGUUAUGGCUUUAGAGAGAGUUCCCGCUGAUAUUCGUCGACAAGGAGGAGUUGCCCGGAUGACUGAUCCAAAGUUAAUCAAAGAAAUCAUUGCUGCUGUCACAAUUCCUGUAAUGGCCAAAGCGAGGAUAGGGCAUUUUGCGGAGGCCCAAAUUCUGGAAUCCCUCGGUGUCGACAUGAUCGAUGAAUCUGAAGUAUUAACGCCAGCAGAUGAAGAAAACCACAUUAACAAACAUGACUUCAAAGUCCCGUUCGUCUGUGGUGCACGAGAUUUGGGCGAGGCUUUACGAAGAAUUUCAGAGGGUGCCGCCAUGAUAAGAACAAAAGGAGAGGCCGGAACAGGCGACGUUUCACAAGCUGUAAAGCACGCACGGACAAUUGGUAAACAAAUCAAAAUUGCACAGGCAAUGGAUUCUACCGAAAUUUAUAACUACGCCAAAGAACUUCGAGUUCCGGUAGAGCUCCUCAAGAAAACAGCGGAACUUGGAAGACUUCCGGUCGUCAAUUUUGCCGCUGGAGGUCUAGCUACCCCUGCUGAUGUUUCAUUGCUGAUGCAGCUAGGAGUAGACGGAGUCUUUGUAGGAUCAGGAAUCUUCAAAAGUAGCAACCCACCAGAGCGCGCACAGGCCAUGGCGCAAGCCGUCACACAUUACAAAGAUCCCGCCAUCUUGUCGGAGAUCAGCUCAGGUCUGGGUGAGGCCAUGUUUGGAACGCCAGCUGCCGACAUCGAGCCCAAAAAACGAUUGGCAGGAGCUCCCGACGAGCGUCAACAAAUAUGGAAUGCAACUCUUGGUGUAAAAUGACCCCAUCACAAGAUAUUUUGAAGCCUUUGGAUAACAAUGACAAUAGAAUUUGUGUUAUGAAACUUGCGCCGAUAGUUAAGAUGGACACAAACC